CGCUCACACAACUGCAGCAUCGCAAGGGCCGGACUUACAAGUCAUAACACCGCGCUACGAUCAUCUCUAUCGACGUCACCAGCCCGAAAAGUGGCAAACACACGCAGCAUGUCCACCGCACAGCUUCCCGCAAAGAUGCACGCAAUUGGCAUCAACAAGACGGGCGACUUCGAGGUCAUCGAGAAGAUCGAGCUGCCCGUUCCCGCGAACGCGCCCGGGAACGUGCUUGUCAAGAUCCAUUAUGGAGGCGUCAACUUCAUCGAUACGUACUAUCGGAAGGGCCUGUACCCCAUCGCCAAGUUCCCGCAACCUCUGGGUACGGAGGCCGCGGGCGAGAUCGUCGGGCUUCCGACGGACGAUGCCGUGCUGAACGACGAGGAGUACAAGCUCCGCGGGUUCGCGCUCGGAGGCAAAGUCGCCAUCUACGGUCUCGGAGCGUUCGCUGAGUACGUGAGCGUGCCCUGGGCCAAAGCCUACCCAGUCCCCGCCGGGCUAUCCACUAAGACCGCCGCCGCAGGGCUCACCCAAGGCGCGACCGCGCUCACCUUCAUCACCGAGGCAUACCCCGUCCAGAAAGGCGACACCGUGCUCGUGCACACCGUCGCCGGCGGACUCGGCCUGCUCUUCGCGCAGCUCAUCAAGGCGCGCGGCGCGACCGUCAUCGGCACGACGAGCACCGCCGCGAAGGCCGCGCUCGCGAAGGAGGCGGGCGCGGACCACGUCAUCCUGUACACGCAGGAGGACACCGUGCAGCGCGUGCUGGAGCUCACGGGCGGGGAGGGCGUGCAUGCGAUCUUCGAUGGGGUCGGGAAGGAUACGUUCGAGAGCGACUUCAAGAUGAUCCGCCGGAAGGGCACGCUCGUGUCUGUUGGGAACGCAUCUGGGGCUGUCCCGCCGUUCCCCCCGCUGAAGCUCGUCGAGAAGAACGUGCGCCUCCUGCGUCCCACCAUGGGCAACUAUGUGUACACGCCGGAGGAGGGCCGCCGCUACAGCACGGAGCUCUUCAAGCUCAUCGCGGACGGAGACCUCAAGGUCCGCAUCCAUGCGGAGUACCCGUUCACGGCCGAGGGCGUGCAGCAGGCGCAGAAGGACCUCACCGGGGGCAAGACUGUGGGCAAGCUCAUCAUCAAGAUCGCGCCGGAUGCGGAGGCUUGAAGGCCGGAGUAUUCCCUGUUGCGCUGUGAGGACUCAGGAUGAUUUCGGUUGGAAAGGAAUGUUCGGACGAGAUUGUACGAAUAUCAUCGUGUUUAUCUAUUCGUCCGUGUGUGAUAUCAA
Molecule: messenger RNA, 1275 nt
Organism: Trametes versicolor FP-101664 SS1
Lineage: Eukaryota; Fungi; Basidiomycota; Agaricomycetes; Polyporales; Polyporaceae
Product: NAD-P-binding protein
Exons: 7
Coding region: 109-1155 (348 amino acids)
Biological process (GO): cellular response to oxidative stress
Cellular component (GO): cytoplasm
Molecular function (GO): quinone reductase (NADPH) activity
Source: RefSeq, a predicted model, not a curated record